Molecule: messenger RNA, 764 nt
Organism: Gossypium arboreum
Lineage: Eukaryota; Viridiplantae; Streptophyta; Magnoliopsida; Malvales; Malvaceae
Product: monothiol glutaredoxin-S1
Exons: 1
Coding region: 87-395 (102 amino acids)
Source: RefSeq, a predicted model, not a curated record
GGCCUAAGCAGUUUAAACAUAUUCCCAAUAAGCUUCAUUUAGCUCUCACAUUACCAGGAUCUCUUUUCUCUGCUGCAUAUAUAACAAUGGAUGUGGUCACAAGUAUGGUUGCUGACAGACCAGUGGUCAUUUUUAGCAGGACUACCUGUUGCAUGAGCCAUACCAUCAAGACUCUCAUCAAUGGGUUCGGGGCGAACCCCACGGUUUACGAGCUCGAUGAAAUUCAGAAUGGGCAACAAGUUGAAAGGGAACUGCAGCAGAUGGGGUGCAAUCCCAGUGUACCAGCUGUUUUCAUAGGGCAGCGGCUUGUUGGAGGUGCUAACCAAGUCAUGUCCCUCCAACUCAGGAACCAGCUUGUCCCAUUGCUCAAAAGGGCUGGUGCUAUAUGGAUUUGAAACAUAAAGUAGACUUUCAUUUACUUAAAAGUUCAAUACCAUGCAUGCUAUUAAGCAAAAAUAAAGUGAGAAAUGGUUUUGUUGUCUGUGUCCACAUAUAUUUGCAGAGCAUAGUUGUACACCAUUUUUUGGGGCCGAGCAGGGUCAUAGCAUUUACCUUUUACUAAAUUUUAACUAGGUAGAACUUGUAAUUUAACUUGCUUAUGUAAUAUCCCUUAUCUAUUCUAAGUAAAGGUAUAUCUGCUAUUAGUGGCUUGAACCUUGACUUGGCAUGCAAUGCAGCAUGAGCUGAAAAUAAAUUAGUGAGGUUAAUUACUUGUUUUAACUAGGUUGAUCUUUCAAUGGAAAAAAUAAUCAAGUAUCAAAUAA